Molecule: messenger RNA, 777 nt
Organism: Linnemannia hyalina
Lineage: Eukaryota; Fungi; Mortierellomycota; Mortierellomycetes; Mortierellales; Mortierellaceae
Source: the annotation of a GenBank genome assembly
AUGCUUGAAGCUCGCCUCCAGACCGGUGCCCUCCUCAAGAAGGUCCUUGAAGCUAUCAAGGAGUUGAUCACAGAUGCCAACUUUGACUGCUCAGACAACGGUAUCGCGCUCCAGGCCAUGGACAACUCCCACGUCGCCCUCGUUGCCCUUUUGCUCCGUCACGAUGGAUUCGAGCCCUACAGAUGCGAUCGCUCGCUUGCUUUGGGAGUUAACCUGGUCUCGCUCUCCAAGGUCUUGCGCUGUGCCGGAAACGACGAUAUCAUCACCCUCAAGGCCGACGAUACCGCUGAUGUCCUCUCCUUGACCUUCGAGAACACUGAUAACGACAGAAUCUCAGAGUACGAGCUGAAGUUGAUGGACAUUGACAGCGAACACUUGGGUAUCCCCGACACCACCUACGAAGCCGUCGUCCAGAUGUCGUCCGCAGAAUUCGCUCGUAUCUGCAAAGACCUCCAGGUCCUCUCGGACUCUGUCCAGAUCGAUGUCACCAAGGAGGGUGUCAAGUUUGGCGCCAAGGGCGAGCUCGGAUCGGGCGCAGUGACAUUGAAGCAGAACGGAAACGUUGACAAGGAGGAGGAGGCAACUUUGAUCGAGCUCCAGCAGAACGUGUCAUUGAACUUCUCGCUCAAGUACCUCGUCAACUUUACAAAGGCUACCCCCUUGGCCUCCCGUGUCUCCUUGUCCAUGUCCAGUGAGGUUCCUCUUUUGGUCGAGUACAAGAUGGAGGCUGGUUAUAUCCGCUACUACUUGGCCCCAAAGAUCGGUGAGGACAACUAA